Molecule: messenger RNA, 3042 nt
Organism: Medioppia subpectinata
Lineage: Eukaryota; Metazoa; Arthropoda; Arachnida; Sarcoptiformes; Oppiidae
Source: the annotation of a GenBank genome assembly
AUGAAAUCCCUUCGGAGGCGAGAGAGGGAAGUCUUUGGAGAGAAUCAGUUUCACGCGAAAACAUCCACCGAAAUAAGGCGUACAGGCUUUACAUGGGAUCAGAUCAACACUCAUGAGACACACUGCCAUUCAAUGGCCAUUACUAUAGACAAUACCGGGUCCGUCGAUCACCGCCUGAAUGUCCGACACGUCCUCUUCAUUAAGACAAACGCGAAUGCCUUCCAACGGAUUGGACACGAGUUGUGCCAACUCUUUGGACACCUGACGGAUCACUUGUGGCGACAGAUUCUCCACACAAACGCGAAUGCCUUCCAACGGAUUGGACACGAGUUGUGCCAACUCUUUGGACACCUGACGGAUCACUUGUGGCGACAGAUUCUCCACUCGUUAAGUAAAAUCUGUUCAAUGGAUGCCAUGUCUGGAGAGGAGAGUCGUCUCGACGUCUAUUUGGCGAAGGUAACGAAUCCGUUGAAUGAAGACAUCGAUUGCGAUCUAUUGAACGGAUUGUGUGAUGCCAUCAAUGAUAGACCCGAUGGACCACAGAUUGCUCUCCGAUUUAUUGCACACAAAAUACAAUCGCCUCAAGAGAUUGAAGCCUUGCAUGCAUUGAAUGUGUUGUCGAAAUUGAUCCCAAUUUGUGGCCACCGAUUGAUCGAUGAAAUCGGAAAGUUUCGCUUUUUGAAUGAAAUCUGUUCAAUGGAUGCCAUGUCUGGAGAGGAGAGUCGUCUCGACGUCUAUUUGGCGAAGGUAACGAAUCCGUUGAAUGAAGACAUCGAUUGCGAUCUAUUGAACGGAUUGUGUGAUGCCAUCAAUGAUAGACCCGAUGGACCGCAGAUUGCUCUCCGAUUUAUUGCACACAAAAUACAAUCGCCUCAAGAGAUUGAAGCCUUGCAUGCAUUAAAUUAUUUAGCCCAUCGAUCGUCUCCUAAAGUGAAACAAAGAGUCAUUGAAUUAAUGUUUUUAUGGAGUCUUGAGUUGAAAGAAAUGCCCAAAAUCUUUGAGGCCUAUCAGAUGCUGAAGAAACAGUCCAUUGUUACCGAUGACCCGACACAUGUCAUACCCGACUAUAAGCCUCCGACUCCACCCCUCCCGCGACCGAAGGACGAGAUCUUUGAUGACGAAAAAAAUGCCCAAUUGUUGCAAAAGUUACUUAAGAGCGGACGACCGGAAGAUCUGGACGCAGCCAAUCGUCUCAUCAAAUCAAUGGCCAAAGAGUCCGACAAACGAAUGGAUCUGAAAACAAGAUUUGAGUCCGAAAUCGAAACCGUUUAUAACAACGCGAAUGUAUUGUCAGAAAUGCUAUUAUUUUAUUCAUCAAAUGAAAGCUCCGCUGAAGAGAAGGAUCUGAUGAGAGAGUUGUUUGAAAGUUGCGAACGAUUGAGAAUACGUUUAUUUAAAUUAGCCAAUGAUUUCACCGAAGAUGACCCCAAUCUGACCUCUCUUUUCAAUGCGAACGACGAGUUGACAAAAGUUAUUAACGCUUAUAAACAAAGGUUUGGAAUCGUAUCGAAAGUCAACUCCAAUAAUAGCGGUGCGCCUGAAAGCAAUCAAUUGAGUCUAUUGGACAUAACGGCACCGAUUGCUGGCUCUGAAAGCGUAUUGAAUGACGAGGAACUGCUUGACGAUCACAUCUAUUCCUUAACCCAUUCCGGUGUAAACGGCGCUAAAAAUAGUACUUUUGAUGAUUUACACGAAUUGAAAGAAAUAUUUUUGCAAAACAAGUCAGAGGUAUCGCCGCAUAAAAACCCGUUACCCAAUGAUAUACUACUUCCCGAUCCCAUCAGACCAUCCAAUUCUAACUCAAUAGUCACCGAUAGUGAGAAAAAGUCAAAAUCUGGUCCAAUGUCUGCGUUAGAAGAGCUCGACGUUCUGAGCGAGCAUUUAAUGAAAAGCAAUCUUUCGAGCGAUGAAUUCAAACAGAAAUACAAUCUCUUGAAUAGCGAUCAGCCAAAGACCUCAUUGAAUGAAUUGCAGAGAAUUCAGUCAAACGCCAGAAUCUUAAAGGAGAAGGAGAAGACUGAGACAAACGACUCGAUCCCUUUGCCGCUCACCGAUGUUAACGUUGCACUCGAUUCCAUAGAACCCAGUGAUACGAAACCCAUUCAUUUAUACGACAAAAACAAUGUUAAAGUCAUUUUGCAUUUGACAUCAAAUUCGCCCCGAAUUGACGUCAAAGUAGUUGUGAUUACAAUAGCGAAUACCAAUCAAUUUCCAGUCUCUAAUAUAAACUUUUUAGCCGCUGUUCCUAAGUCAAUGCGAGUGAAACUGCAGUCGAUGUCUCCGGGCAAUUGUCUGCCCCCUUACCGACCAUUUGUAGCGCCGACUGUCAUAACGCAACUGUUAUGGGGUUAUUAUCAUGUAUUGGAGGAGUCUCUAACCGCUUUGGAUGAGGAGCUCCUCCUUGACUGUGCAGAUAGAGAGGGGAGACGUGAAUACAAGUGCUGCUUAAGACUGAGGGCUGGCAUACAUGGGUUAAAUCAAACGAUAAUGCGAUUCAGAGCCUCAAAGUUGGCUCAAAGAGCGCUUGUAAUCGCUUUUUGCAUAUGUUAUACAUCUUUGCUCUUCCUAUGGCUCACACCCAGCGCUCAAGAAGUUGUGACCAACAAUGACAGGUCCGGUGAUCAUCAAAACGCUGGUCACAACAGUAACGUAGGCUUUCAAGAAAGGGCGCCGCGAUCUGUGAACGACCGCAAAAAUAAUGUACAAAACAUCAACUCAUCAUUUAAUGGCAAUAAAAGCAAUAUAUUUAGUGAUUUAAGCAAUGAUUUGGAUUUAGACCACAACUCACUCAAUAGCCUUAAAAACAAAUCAUCGAAACAAAAGUUUGCCAUCACUUCACUCAACGAUAUAUUCAUUAGCGUUAAAACUACACUCAAAUUUCACUCCACACGACUCGAUGCCAUUCUCAAGACUUGGUUCCCAUUAGCGAAAGAACAGACUUUCUUCUUUACCGAUGCGGACGAUAAGCAUUACAAUGAAAAGUCGGGCGGACAUCUAAUCAACACAAACUGUUCCUCAUCUCAUAACAGACUAGAAUUUUAA